Apis mellifera (honey bee) is the source of this 756-nucleotide messenger RNA. Its product is annotated as gametocyte-specific factor 1. Bases 110 to 733 code for a protein of 207 amino acids. NCBI's taxonomy places the organism in Eukaryota, Metazoa, Arthropoda, Insecta, Hymenoptera, Apidae. The transcript has 4 exons. The record is from RefSeq and is a predicted model, not a curated record.
GCAAUAUAUCGAAGAAAUAAUUUCGAUCACAGAAAAAAAAUUAUUAAAACAUAAAAAACAUUCUUAUUAUUAUUUGUAUAUUUAAUAAGGUAUUUGUAAUAAAUUCAAAAUGUAUAAAUGUCUUACGCUUCAUGAUCCGAUUAUAAUAUGUCCAUAUGACAAAAAUCAUUUUAUCGCAAAAUCUCGUCUUCAAAAGCACAUUGUCAAGUGUGAAAAACGAUAUCCUGAACAUUAUAAAGUUAUGUGUCCAUAUAAUGCCACCCAUCGAUUAUUUAAAGAAGAAUUAGAAGAGCAUAUCACUACGUGUUCUGCUCGUAAUGUGUUAAAUGAAAUAUAUCCAGAAACAAAAAAACAUGGUGCAACAAAUUUUGAGAUAUAUUCAGAUCUUUCAAGUACAAUAGAUUGUACAGAAAAUUGGGACAUAGAAAUUAAUGAUAACUCUGUUAUUUUAACUGAAGAAGAAUAUUCUAUGGAUAACAAUACAAAAACAAUUAAUAUAACUAUUGAUUCAAAAAAUGAAGAAAGAAGUAAAGAUUCCAAACCCAUAAGAGCUCCUCGUGGUUUUUCUGAAGCUAUGUUACGAGAAGCAAAUGAAGAUUCUUGUGUUGAAGAUUUAGAAUCUAUAGUUAGUUCAAUGGGAAUUGGUCGGGGAAAAAUUAUUCAAAAGAAUAAUAAAUUGAAAUUAAUUGGAGUAGGUAGAGGAAGAGCAAUAAACAACCUUUCAUUAAUAUAAUUAAAUUUCAUUUAAAUAAAAAA